UGGGGCGGCCUCGCCUCGGGCCGGUGGUUUUCGCCCUCCGUUGGCCGCCAGAGGCUCCCUCUCUCCCUCUCCUGGGAUUUUGCUGCCGGGCUCCCUCUCUCUGCGGCCCUAGAGUUAAUCCCAUCAGCCGAGAUGAACCUGUAGUCUUGCUUUGAAAAAGCCAUUUUGUGUAACUCUUGACUGAAUAAUUUCCUAAUACACCUGUUGGGAGGAUCACUGACCCAGUAUGCCAUUUGAGAGGCACUUUUUCUUGACCAGAUACUGGUGAUUAGAGAAGAGAGGUGUUUUGUUUUUUUGGUUUUUUUUCCUGAUCAUUAUGAACAUUGGCUUUUCACCCCUGAAGUAAAAAUGUUGAAAACUGAGUCUUCGGGUGAACGUACCACGCUCAGAAGUGCCUCUCCUCACAGGAAUGCAUAUAGAACUGAGUUCCAGGCAUUGAAAAGUACCUUUGACAAACCCAAGUCAGAUGGGGAACAAAAAACAAAAGAAGGUGAGGGCUCCCAGCAGAGCAGGGGGAGGAAAUAUGGCUCCAAUGUCAACAGAAUUAAAAACCUAUUUAUGCAGAUGGGCAUGGAACCCAGUGAAAAUGCCGCGGUCAUUGCCAAAACAAGGGGCAAAGGUGGACCUUCGUCCCCUCAGAGGCGAAUGAAGCCCAAAGAGUUUCUGGAAAAAACAGAUGGCUCGGUUGUUAAGCUGGAGUCCUCUGUUUCAGAACGAAUUAGUAGAUUUGACACAAUGUACGAUGGCCCUUCAUAUUCUAAGUUCUCAGAAACUCGCAAGAUGUUUGAGAGGAGUGUGCAUGGGUCAGGACAGAACAACCGCUGUUCCCCAAAGAAGGAGAAAGCUGGAGGGAGUGAGCCUCAGGAGGAGUGGGGUGGUUCCAAGUCCAACCGAGGCAGUACUGAUUCCUUGGACAGUCUCAGCUCCCGGACGGAGGCUGUCUCCCCAACUGUGAGUCAACUGAGUGCAGUGUUUGAGAACACCGAUUCCCCCAGUGCCAUCAUUGCCGAGAAGGCUGAGAACAACGAGUACUCGGUGACUGGGCAUUAUCCCCUGAAUUUACCAUCUGUUACCGUGACAAAUCUUGACACCUUUGGACACCUUAAAGAUUCUAAUUCUUGGUCUCCUCCAAGCAAGCACAGUGACGAUGCAGAGGAUGCUCCCAAGAGUACCACGAGCCCAGGACUAGAGGUGGCUUCGAAAAGUACCUCUCUAGCUCCUGUGCCUAGCGAAGAGGCACAGCAGAGCAAGGCAGCCGAGGCACCCACAUCUAGCCACGAGGCUCCCGACAGAACUGACAGAGACAUCCCUGAAGAAGCUGGUGCCGAAAGCAAGGCAGUGCCAGAGCUUGAAAUCCCCUCACCACAGAACGAACCUUCAGAAGACGCAGAAGCUCGUUUGGUUGGGAGUGAGGCAGCAAUGCAACAGAAGAGAGAACUUGCAGGUGGUGAUUUCGCCCCUGCUGAUGUAUCUAGGUUCACUUGUGAAAAGGACGUAUUUGAAGAGCCGCAUCAUUUCGGGAGCUCCCAUGUUUACAUGCACAGUGACUAUAAUGUCUAUAGGGUGAGAUCCAGGUAUAAUUCAGACUGGGGAGAGACAGGCACUGAACAGGAGGAGCAGGAAGAUAGUGAUGAAAACAAUUACUGUCAGCCUGAUUUGGAGUACUCCGAGAUCGUUGGAUUGCCAGAAGAAGACGACAUCCCGGCAAAUAGGAAAAUUAAGUUUAGUAGUGCUCCGAUUAAGGUCUUCAGCACAUACUCCAACGAAGACUAUGACAGGAGGAAUGAUGAAGUUGACCCUGUAGCUGCUUCGGCUGAGUAUGAACUUGAAAAACGGGUAGAAAAGCUGGAACUUUUCCCAGUGGAACUAGAAAAAGAUGAGGAUGGACUUGGCAUAAGUAUUAUUGGAAUGGGUGUUGGAGCAGAUGCAGGCCUUGAAAAGCUGGGAAUAUUUGUCAAGACAGUGACAGAAGGUGGUGCUGCUCAGCGAGAUGGCAGAAUACAAGUCAAUGACCAGAUUGUGGAAGUGGAUGGAAUCAGCUUGGUGGGUGUCACACAGAAUUUUGCUGCAACAGUUCUAAGAAACACCAAGGGCAAUGUCAGAUUUGUUAUUGGGCGAGAAAAACCAGGACAAGUGAGUGAGGUUGCCCAGUUGAUAAGCCAGACGCUGGAACAAGAAAGACGCCAGAGAGAGCUGCUUGAACAGCACUAUGCCCAGUAUGAUGCUGACGACGAUGAGAACACUGUGGCUGAAUUGCAAGGAGUGUCUGGCAACUGCAAUAACAAUAACAACUAUUUCCUAAAGACAGGAGAGUAUGCCACAGAUGAAGAGGAGGACGAGGCCGGGCCUGUUCUUCCUGGUGGUGACAUGGCCGUUGAAGUCUUCGAGCUGCCUGAGAGCGAGGACGUGUUCUCCCCGUCAGGCCUGGACACAAGCAAGCUCAGUCACAAAUUCAAAGAGUUGCAAAUCAAACAUGCAGUUACAGAAGCAGAGAUUCAAAAAUUGAAGACCAAGCUGCAAGCUGCAGAAAAUGAGAAAGUGAGGUGGGAACUAGAAAAAACCCAACUUCAACAGAAUAUAGAAGAGAAUAAAGAAAGAAUGAUGAAGUUGGAGAGCUACUGGAUUGAGGCUCAAACGUUAUGUCACACAGUGAACGAACACCUCAAAGAGACUCAAAGCCAGUAUCAGGCCUUGGAAAAGAAGUACAACAAGGCGAAGAAACUGAUCAAGGAUUUUCAACAAAAAGAACUUGAUUUCAUCAAAAGACAGGAAGCAGAAAGAAAGAAAAUAGAAGAUUUGGAAAAAGCUCAUCUCGUGGAAGUUCAAGGCUUGCAAGUACGGAUUAGAGAUUUGGAAGCUGAGGUGUUCAGGCUACUGAAGCAAAAUGGGACUCAAGUUAACAACAACAACAAUAUCUUUGAGAGAAGGACAUCUCUUGGUGAGGUCUCUAAAGGAGAUACCUUGGAGAACUUGGAUAUCAAGCAGACAUCUUGUCAAGAUGGCCUAAGUCAAGACUUUAAUGAAGCAGUCCCAGAGACAGAGCGCCUGGAUUCAAAAGCACUGAAAACUCGGGCCCAGCUCUCCAUGAAGAACAGACGCCAGAGACCGUCUAGGACAAGACUCUAUGACAGUGUCAGCUCAACUGAUGGGGAGGACAGUCUGGAGCGAAAGCCUUCAAACAGUCUCUAUAACCACAUGCACAUUACCAAAUCACUUCUGCCCAAGGGUUUGAGAGCUUCUCCAGAAUCAGAUUCUGGUGCUUCAUCCCUCAGUCCAGUGGCUGGAAGUGUGCCCUUCUCGUCUGACCACAUAGCUGAAUUUCAAGAAGGACCACUCUACUCGGAAGGGGAGCCUUCCUCCUCUGUUGGGGAAGACACUUCACUCUCCUCUCCUUCAAAAUCUGAUCAUGAUACGGAAGAACUGCCUUGCCACAAUCAAGCCACCACCACGAAAAUACUGCAAGAGAAAGAUGGUGCCAAAGGUCCCAAAUCACUAAGGGCAUCCAGUUCAUUGGUGGUACGAGGAGGAAAAAUUAAGCGGAAGUUCGUGAAUCUGGGGGCACCUUUGCGGAAGAAUUCCAACAAGGGAAAGAAAUGGAAAGAGAAAGAGAAAGAAGCCAAUAGGUUUUCUCCAGGUAGCAGGAUCUUCAGAUGCAGGCUGGAAACCUGGAAACCAACGCCAUCCUCCACUGCUCAGGCCUCCACACGCUCAACUGGCCUGCCUUUCUCGUGGUUUAAUGAAAGCCGAAAAGGAUCCUAUUCCUUCAGGAAUCUGCCUUCAUCUGCAAGUCCCCUUCAGCCUUCUCCUGAAGCUCUAAUUUCAGAUAAAAAGGGGUCUAAGAAUUUUCCCUUCAAUGAUGAUUUCAGUCCUAGCAGCACUAGUUCAGCAGACCUGAGCGGCCUGGGAGCAGAACCCAAAACGCCUGGCCUCUCUCCGUCCUUGCUGCUCUCAUCCGACGAGAGCCUGGAUAUGAUAGAUGACGAGAUCCUUGAUGACGGACAGUCUCCCAAACACAGUCAGUAUCCGAAUCGGGCCGUUCAUGAGUGGAGCGUGCAGCAGGUUUCUCACUGGCUAAUGAGCCUAAAUCUGGAGCAGUAUGUCUCUGAAUUCAGUGCCCAAAACAUCACUGGAGAGCAACUCCUGCAGUUGGAUGGAAAUAAACUUAAGGCCCUCGGAAUGACAUCAUCCCAGGACCGAGCCGUGGUCAAAAAAAAACUGAAGGAAAUGAAGGUGUCUCUAGAGAAGGCUCGGAAGGCCCAGGAGAAAAUGGAAAAACAGAGAGAGAAGCUGAGGAGGAAGGAACAAGAGCAGAUGCAGAGGAAGUCUAAGAAGACGGAGAGGCUGGCCGCGGCCGCAGAGGGUGCUAGUGAGCAGUGACACGCACCGAGGCGCUUCCGCCUCUCCUGCCCUGCUCUCCUCUGGAGGACAGAAAGACACUGAUGACACGCGUUACGUGCUCUAGGCAGACUGGGGAACCGUGUGUUCAAUAACUGCAAUCUUCUGCGUCCAUAGAGUACACUCUUAAUCUUAACCUACUGAAGCAAUCCCAAGCCACCUCUGGUCUAGUAACAGACUAAGGGUCUCAUUGCGAGAGACACAAAGUAGCAGCCUUUCUCUGUGUCGGGUGGGUGGUGUCCCCUGAAGAACCAGCGUGACCCUGUCCAGAGAAAGCAUGACACACCCUGGCGUCGUCAGGGGCGCGCCAUGCCUUUCCAGCGCGGGGUCCUGAAGCUGAGCCCUGGCGCAUGUCUGCAUGGCCGGGAGCACCGCUCUGCCUUGAGAUCAGGGCUGCAGAAUCGCUCAGAGAGCAGGGUCCCCCAUCGUUGCUGCUGUCUGGACUGUGAGACAGCCCCACCGUGGAAAUGUGGGUGCUCUGUCGUGUAAUUACUGACUGUGGCUAAAAGCAGGCAAAUUGUUCUGUUUGCUAGGCAUCAAGAAGAGAGAAAAGAGUUACGCUUGCUUGCUAACCCCAGAAGGAAGCAAAAGCCUUAAGAAUGUGGAUGUGGAUAUUACUUUGGGGUUCCGAGGGUAACAUUUAUCCUCCAGAUUUAGCCAAACGAAGGAAAAUUCAAGCACUGAUGCAGCCAUGGGUACUGGGACCUGUUGUUUCCUUGGUGCAGCAGCAGCCUGUUCAGUGUUUCAGGAGCACCGACACACAGCACGGUUCCUUCUUUUCUCCAACAAAUCGAACAGGAAAUUGAUUUUAAAGGAAACCAACAUUUUCAGGUUUCCUCUCCUGGGGAACAUUCGGGCUAGUCUUCAGCCUGACUAUGACACAAUCAGGAACUCAUCACAUAUUUUCUAUUCAAGAUUUCCCAAGUGGGCUCAGUUAGAGUUUUAACAAAUGUACUUUUAAGAAAAAUAGAAAUACCAGUUAGAGAAAAGUUAGAUUUGACUAACAUUCAACCAGAGAAGCAAUUUUAUUGAGCACACAGAAUGUUCCCAUAAAGGAGAGCUCUCAGUUAUAUUUUAGAGAUGUUUUGAAUGGUUUUUCUGAGCCGGUCUCUUUCAUUCCUUGGAGAUUUCCACUUUACAGUUAAAGUUUGUUUAAGAUGGUACAUCCGAUGCAGUCUAGCAGUGCAGGCAGUUGUCCUUAUUUUAAAGCCAGUAUUAAGGAUUUCAGUGUUUCAUCGAAUUAAUCCAAGUGCAGGAGAGUGGGGCAGACGGAGGAGAAAAUAAACUCACCUUGAGAAAUUUCAAAUGAUGGACUUUGCUGUUGUCGUUGCUCUUUUGCUUUUUAUGCUCACGUAUCUAGUUCUCUUAGCUGCGUUGGCUGCAAAAAUGAGGUCAUCCGCUUUUCAGAGGACGAGUUACCAAACAAGAAUUGAGGCCAGAUGAAUUCCUGGACAAGUAGUUUACUUCCUUUUCUUAGGUUUCAUGGGGGUCUCAGUCCUUAUCUUCCACUGGAAAAUGUUCUAUACACAGAGCUUAGGGGAAAGCUUUCAAAGGUUACAAGUAACAAAUAACGUUAAAGGGGCUUCUUACCAUACAGGCCAUCUCCUAUUUUGAACAUUGUGCUUUUUUCCUUUUUUCUUGCUUGUCUGAAUAUUCAAAAUCUAAAAUUGUCUAAACUAGAAGUUUGUAAUCUUGUUCUUCCCUAAGACUCAUUUCCUUUUCAGUACCAGAGUAUUGUCUGUUAAGCUUCAGUCCCUUUGUCACUAGGUAUAGCUCAUCCAUUCGAUCCUCAGAAGCAUAAAGUAACAUUGUGUUUUAUAAUUAUCAAAGUCACUACCUAUUUUUCUUCUAUCUUCAUUUGGGGUAUGAUAAUGAAACUGCCGUACUGGAAUCUCUAUUAAUAUUUUGAGGUGUGUGGUGCUUUGUUAUUUAUUAAUGUCAUGAGAAACCAGGAACCACUAUCAAUUAACUACAAAAUUCAGCAAAUCUUUUCAAUACUAAAAGACUAAAUUAGUCAAAAUCUGGUAAUGCUAGUGCUUGCUGUUGUAAAUGUUUGUGAUUUUUGCUUAUCUUUGGGGAAGAAAGUGAUCUGGAUCAUACUGGAAGCUUCACUGUGUUCAUUUUAGGAGUGGAAAUAGAAGGAUGAUUAUCUUAUGUUUACACUUUGGUAAUAUUUGAAAAUGGAUGUAUAUACUGGAAAUGUCUGUAAGUCUCAGUCUCUGCACAUAAUUUAUGAUUAUAUUGCAUUUUUAAGUAUCUUAGAAGGAUUGUUCUUUAACUUUAUUUGUACACUUCCAAUAUUUAGAUCAAUGACCAGUUGACAAUAUUAUAAAUUGAAUUCUUAUUCUUCAAAUCAUUUAUUUUGUAUUAUAAUUGUUUUGAUUUUUUUAAGUUAAAUUAUAGUAAUUUUAGAUCUUAAUGAGUUAUUUUAAGUAGUUAAAACUGCUAAAAUUGAUUUGAUUGUCCAACAAAGGAUAAAAAGUAAACAGAUUGAUAAAAGGAUUUGAAAACAAAGUGAAGGACCUCAUAUCUUGUGAACAUUUGUUUUACUAUUAUUUUCUUUAUUGACUCUGGAGCAUGAUGCCUCAUUGAGGUUCCAGUGUCUUAUACAAUACUUACUUUAACGCUAGUGGUUUUCAGUAUCCUUAAAAUUUAACACAGAAUUGUCGCUUCAUGAACAUUAAAGACUUUGUAUUAAAUAGCUUUUUUAUUUGCCAGAAAAUGAACAAAAAGGGAAUAUCUGCUUACUUUGAACUGUAUUCCCUAUACGACAGCUCGGUAUGAUGCCCGCAGUAGCCAAAAGUGUUUUUGGGGUACAGGUAAUGCUUUAGGGGACAGGGAAUUGUGGAGAGGCCAGAUGGCAGACAGAGCGUUGUGUGAGCUGAGUGUCUGGGGCAGGGUGUUCCACUACAGGACUUAGAUGACUUUAUUUCAGAGUAUCUCUCUUAAAGUAACUCACAGGUUAUAAAUAGUUUUCUCCCGUUGUUUUUUCCCUGAAUCAGUUUACUGCAGUGAUAAGUAGGGUGGAAACUUACUUUUGCCCGUUGGAAUGCACUGAUGACGUCCACCAUUGGUUUCAUGACCACACAGCUACUCUGUGCUGGGGUCCUUUCAUGGGGCUGACGUGGGCUUCCCGCCCUCACAGCGGGUCAGCGCUUCUGACCCGCCACAGCCCGUGACUGCAGUGAGACAGGCCCUGAUUCCCAGCUCCGCCUUCAGGGGGCGCGAAAUGGGAACACUGGCUGCGCGGCUUUGUUGUUGGAAAGCAAGGGAGAAGAGGCCAGGACAGGAGCCGAAUGAGCCCUUGCUUUUAUCCUGUAGUCGCUGCUUCCUGCAGCCUUGAGAUAGCCCAGGCCCAGUCUACUGCUAGGCCCGAGCCAGGGUUCGAUCUAGCACCUUAACUCGCCUUUAUGGCUUUUUGCUGAAGACAAAAUUUCUCUGUGAAAUAGGACUAAGACAUGCUUUAGAACUAUAUUUUAAAAAGGUAAAUGAAAAUUAACAUUUAUGUUGCUAUUCUAACUCAUUUUUAAGUGUUAAAGAUUAUACAGGCUAAGGUGCAAGAGAGCAGAAUCCAUGUUUGACCACAGUAUUCAGAAAGUUUCAAACUGAAAGGCAUGUCUAUGCUCCGGAUGGGAUGUAGCUCCUUGAUUACAUCGAGAUAUUUCCAAAUUAUCAACUUCCAUUUGAGUAACUAAAUUUACUGUUCCAAUAGAGCUGUGGUUCCGAGGCGUUUCAGUUUGGACCGCAGUCACAAGGGUUCAUGUCAUUUGCUUGAUCCCAAGUCCUUAGUGCUUUCUAAAUGAAAAAGAAAAGCUCAGUUUUUAAAAUACCUUUUUCCAGUUUACCUUUAAUCAAGGAUCUACCUGUACACUGUUCUGAAACUAAGCAUUUAAGGAUGAAGUCCAGAAAUGUCCAUAUUUCCUUCUAGAAUUGUUUUCAUUAUGAAGAUGGGGGUGGGAAAUAAAUUCUUAGAAAGACUCCUUGUCAUAAGAAAUAUGAAUGUGCUUCAGCAAUUUCACUCCUGAAGAACAGUCUGUGUAUGCAGGCAGAUCUUGUUUAUAUUUGUCUUAGGCAUUUGCAGUCUCAGAAAAGUUGGUCCUGAUCCAAAACACUGAGGAAAAAAAAAAUAACACCAGUAGUAUUUAAAGUAAUAGCAUAGAAUAGACCCAAUGGAGAAGUCAGAAAGCAAAGGAAAAGCCUACAGAAGUAUUUUCUCCUGGAACAUGGAAACAUCAGGGUCUACCUGACACUAAAGAGAGGAUCCUUAUGUCCUUGUGUGUGCACAUCUGUGUGGCUGUGUUAAGGGAAUCGUGUUUACUCAAAGGCUCACACGUGUGAGUGUGUGAACCAGCAUGGCAUGUGACCAUGACCCACAGAGUGGGGAAUGAAAGAAACAUCAUGAUUCCAGUCCUUGGCCCCACACUAACCCCAGCCCCCAGACCGCUAGGGACUCAAGAAUGAAUGCGGUAAAGAAUAAGAGAACAAGAGGCAACUUCUCAAGAAUGUGCAUGCCAUUUGUGUUGAUGUACAGAGCUACAUAUGUGUGAAUAUAUCUCCCACCAUACAUAAACACACAGACUACAAUCUCACGGCAUAAAAAAUAAUUGUACAUGGAACUUGGUAAUGUCAGAUAGGACCCCAAGCAGUAUCGUAGCCUUAUUGCCACUUUUGUGUGUGUGUGUGUGUACAUUGAAUGGCACAUGAGAUUUUAAGAGAUUUUUUUUUAAUGUAUUUCUACUAAAUGCACUUACCUUCUACAUGUUUAUAUAUUUUGGUAAAAUUGGUUUAUUAGAUACUCGGUAUUUUAGUAACAUGAAAUUUCCUCACAUGUUUGGCUAAUGCUUUGAUGUCAAGAUUGCACAUUGCUGAGUUGAAGCUCAGACGUUUAUGCAGCUUUGGGCAUUUUCAACUGCAGACUGCAGUUUCUUUGGCUAAAAAUUGCACUGUGUGUUCCUGUGCAUUUGCUCACGCUCUAAAAUGUAUUUGGUCACUGUGACACUGCAGUCACUAACUGCCGUCUCUCUUGACGGCAGCGUUACUAUCACAGGACCAUUUAUUUACUUCUUUUUUGGAGUGGUGACAUGGUUAGGUCAUCACCAAACAUAACACAAGUGGAUGUGAGCAUGAGUAUGUUGUUGGAAGGUGUACAGUUCUGUUUCCUUCAGCUAUCUGAUUCACACACCCAGAUUUCCUGUUAAAAGAACAAUUGGCCAAAAUAAUUAAUUCACCUUAACAAGUGGAAAUUAAGAGGCACUCCAGCUAGAUAGCAUCUCCCAGCAACAUCAGAUUUAGUUAGUGCUUAGAGAAAACCCUGAAAUAUAUGUUUAUGUUUUCCUUAAUAUUAUUUAUGAUCAUCACUACUGCUUUUGUAUUUUUUAAUGGUGUCACAGUUAAACCACUCGUUCACCUACAUAUCACUAAUUGGCCAGCUGAAAACACAAGAGAGAAAAUGAAUUCUAUUCCGUUGUUGAGAAGUUGAUUUAUUUUCAUCUUUCUUUCUGUAUCACUAAAAGGAAAAGAGUUGUUUGAAAAUAAUUUUAAGUUCAAUAAGUAUGGAUAGCAUGUUAUCUGAAAAUUUUAAUUUGUACAUUUUGAUGUCUGAUCAUCUGCAUGGAAGAGACACUAGUGCCACAUCUGGAUUGUUCUCUUAUGCUUGGUUAAUAUGUACUUCUCUAGAUUGUUCUGUUUCAAACGCCAUUUCUUACUCUUCGGUUUUCAGAGGCAUUCAAAGCAAAAUAUCACAGUGGUCCUUUGUUUUCUGACCAAUCUAAAAAUACCUGUGAUUAAAUUUCAUUUGUUAGUGUAAAUAAAUUUCUUGCCAAUGAGUAUUAUUGUUGUUAGACAACGAAUGCAAUAAAAAGAGAAAUACUAAGA
This is a messenger RNA of Odocoileus virginianus texanus, 10269 nucleotides long. RefSeq names its product protein phosphatase 1 regulatory subunit 9A (gene PPP1R9A). The record is from RefSeq and is a predicted model, not a curated record. Gene Ontology annotation, cellular component: actin cytoskeleton; dendrite; postsynaptic density. Gene Ontology annotation, biological process: actin filament organization; neuron projection development; calcium-mediated signaling. Gene Ontology annotation, molecular function: actin filament binding. Lineage: Eukaryota; Metazoa; Chordata; Mammalia; Artiodactyla; Cervidae.